AUGGCUUCUAGCCUCUGCCCUCCGUCCCCGCUGCUCGUGCGGGUGUCCCAUCCCGGCACCCGCCUCCAAUGGAAGCUAGAAAAGUACUUCCAGAGCCGGGAAUCGGGCGGCGGGGAGUGCACCGUCCAAGCCCUGGACCGCAGCGACCCCAACUCGAACACCUUCCGGGUGCAGUUCCUGCAAAGGGCGGGUAAGGAUGGAGUCUUGAAAAAAGGAAAGCACCAAAUUGUGGUUGACAACCAACCUGUGACUAUUUUCCUGGAACCCAAUGAAAAUGCAAAAGAGAAGACCAAGAUGUCUUCUUCAACACAGUCACAAAAAGGGGCAAGGCACGGUGAGAAGCCUCCAAAUGUAAAGGACAUUCAUAAUGCUGCAGAUUCCUGUCUCCAGAAGAUCUUUCUUACUGUCACGGCGGAACUGAACUGUCAACUGUUCUCUAAAGAGCAAAGGGACCGCAUCGCUGUUCUCUACCCCAAUGUCAAACUAGUGAAGGGCCAUGAUGGAACUGAGAAAGUCUGUGGUAACUUCAAAGAUAUUGAAAAAAUACAUGGGUUCUUAAGUGACCAGCUCCUGGAAAGGGAGCAGAAACAUGAAUCUUCCCCUUUGACAUCAGAGAGGGAGCCACUCAGUCAGCAGGACAGGAACAGCUGUGUUUCUCCCUUCGAAUCAGAAAGCAGGUCAGAAGAAAAAGGCAACCGUUUUGAAGUUCCCUUGGCUUUCUUUGAAUACUUCACACACUCCUGCCCUGAUAAAAUAGCCUCCAUAGAGAAAAGAUUUGGUACAAAAAUAAAAAGUCAGACGAGUUCUCCGAAUAUGGUCUAUUUAGACUUCACCUCCAGUCAAUCAGGUAACCUCGAAGCAGCUCGCAAGGAUUUUGUCGAAGAAUUUCAGAAGCGUGUAGAGACUCUGACGCAGGAACGUGUUGCGCUAGCAGACAGUAAGCAGGCAACCAAAAUCAAAGAGGUGUUAAAUCACCAGUUUGCAAAGCUCCUCAUAAAGGAGAAAGGAGGAGAAUUAACUCUCCUUGGGACCUCAGAUGACAUUUCAGCUGCCAAACAUUUUCUUGCCUCAAAGAACUUUAAAAGUCUUGUCAAGCCACCUGUGAAAAUAUUGACUCCUAAGGAUAUGAUGAAGGGAAUUGAGGUUGAUACCGCUCACUAUAAGCUUUUAGAAGCAGAAUUAUCCCAGGAGAUAUCAAAGAUAGGAAAAAAGUAUGACACUCAAAGUAACAUUUUGGGGAUAAAUCAGAAAACCUGCAUUCGAUUUGAACCCAAAACCAAGGAGUUAGAUCUAUCCAUGCAUGCUUAUUCAAGUUUCAUCGACACCUAUCAACAUGUCUCUUGUCAGAUUAUGAGAGAAGUUCUUUCACUGAAACUUUUGGGCAAGGAGAGAAAACACUUACAUGGGACAAAGUUUUCUGAUGAUUUUAGAAAAAGGCAUCCAGAUAUACACUUUGUGCUAAAUCGAGAGUUGAUGACUUUGAUUGGGUUGCCGAAUCAUCUUACAAAGGCAAAACAGUAUCUCUUAAACAGAUGGGGGGUGUCUCCAUCAGCUACAGAGAAAACACUCAUGGAUACUGAUAGUCAUAAUUCAAAAACAGCUUCACCAACAUUGCAUCACCCCGCCAGUUCUGAGGUGUCAGAAGUGAAUGAGGAACAGGACACAUGUGCCAUCUGUUUGAACACCAUUAGUAACAAACAAGUGCUCUCAAAGUGCAAGCAUGAAUUCUGCAGCCAUUGUAUCAGAGAAGCCUUCUCAUAUAAGCCAGUCUGUCCUGUGUGCCAGACUUCCUAUGGUGUCCAGAAAGGGAAUCAGCCAGAUGGAAGAAUGAGCACUAUUGUUCUAAGAAACUCACUUCCAGGUUAUGAAUCCUGUGACACCAUUGUGAUUACUUAUACUAUUGAAGGAGGCAUACAAACAAAAGAGCACCCAAACCCAGGGAAGAGAUUUUCUGGAAUACAGCGAAUUGCAUACUUGCCUGAUAACAAGGAAGGAAACGAGGUUUUGGAUCUGCUUCGUAGGGCCUUUGACCAAAAACUGAUUUUCACAGUAGGGGAGUCUCGAACAUUAGGAAUCCCAGAUGUCGUUACAUGGAAUGAUAUCCACCACAAAACGUCCUGCACUGGGGGACCACAAAGGUAUGGUUACCCUGAUCCUAACUAUCUGAAACGUGUCAAACAAGAGCUUAAAGACAAAGGAAUUGAGUAA
Rangifer tarandus platyrhynchus (Svalbard reindeer) is the source of this 2208-nucleotide messenger RNA. The record is from the annotation of a GenBank genome assembly. Lineage: Eukaryota; Metazoa; Chordata; Mammalia; Artiodactyla; Cervidae.